GUUGUUUGGUCUCUCUGCAUGCACGUCUUUUGUCUCUCUGCAUUCACCCGACUACCGUACGCAGAAAUAUUAGGACAUAAUGUCGGUGUUGCGUUUAUUUACUGGUGGGUUGCGAAGAUCCGUGAAGAAGCAAGCUCUGAUGCUCUUCAGUGUGCAUACCCGCCGCUUUCAACAGACACAAGCUGAGACAAGAACAAGUCCAGUCUGCGCUUACAAUGAAUGGGAUCCACUGGAGGAAGUGAUUGUUGGUAGAGCAGAGAAUUCUUAUGUUCCGCCUUUCACCAUUGAUGUGAAAGCAGUCAUUCCUCGGGAUAUGUGGUCGUUUUUUGUGCAGAAUACCGGGCAGCCAUUCCCGAAAGAUCACGUUGCAAAAGCAGCUGCACAAAUUGAAGAAUUUUGCAAAAUUUUGCAACACGAAGGAGUGACUGUCCGUCGACCUGACAUCAUUGAUCAUGGCAAGGAGUUUACAACACCAGAUUUUACUUCAACGGGGAUGUACGCAGCGAUGCCUCGUGAUAUUCUUAUAGUUUUUGGUGAAGAGAUCAUUGAAGCGCCAAUGUGUUGGCGAUCAAGAUUCUUUGAAUACAGAGCUUAUAGAAGUCUGAUGAAGGAAUAUUUUCAUGCUGGGGCCACGUGGACAGUCGCUCCGAAAGCAUUAAUGGAGGAUGCUCUGUAUGACGAGGACUACCCAAUAACCUCAGCUGAGGAUCGGAAACGGUUGGCGGCCGAAGGCAAGUUCGUCACGACUGAACACGAUAUUUGCUUUGAUGCUGCGGAUUUCAUGAGAUGUGGAACCGAUGUUUUUGCCCAACGCAGCCAGGUAACCAACAAUUUUGGUAUUGAAUGGAUGAGAAGACAUCUGGGAACUAGGGGAUAUAAAGUGCACACUCUAACCUUUGAAGACCCCAAUCCAAUGCACAUCGAUGGCACGUUUAACAUCAUUGGACCUGGUUUAGUCCUAUCUAACCCUAUUCGUCCCUGUCACCAAAUAAAUAUGUUCCUCAAAGCAGGUUGGAAAGUGGUUGAGCCACCAACACCAUUAAUUUCAAAAGAUUACCCUCUAUGGACGACCUCGAAAUGGCUGUCAAUGAACGUACUCAUGUUGGAUCCCAAGAGAGUUUUCGUUUUAAAAUCCGAAACUACGACACAAAAGAUGUUUGAAGAUCUGGGUAUUGAAUGCAUCCCGGUGGAUAUUUCCUAUGCCAUGGCCUUGGGCGGAGGAUUUCAUUGCUGGACGACAGAUGUGAGGAGACGUGGAACAUUAGAAUCGUAUUUGUAAGCAGUGUUACUAAAACUAAGAUAUGACUAUAAUUAUAUUUGAUUUAUAUUAUAAAAACAGUUCUGAAAUCAAAUAGCCCUUAUUUAAACUGUCAUACAGCUGA
Molecule: messenger RNA, 1382 nt
Organism: Dendronephthya gigantea
Lineage: Eukaryota; Metazoa; Cnidaria; Anthozoa; Malacalcyonacea; Nephtheidae
Product: glycine amidinotransferase, mitochondrial-like
Exons: 7
Coding region: 80-1279 (399 amino acids)
Cellular component (GO): mitochondrion
Molecular function (GO): amidinotransferase activity
Source: RefSeq, a predicted model, not a curated record